Molecule: messenger RNA, 1188 nt
Organism: Saccoglossus kowalevskii
Lineage: Eukaryota; Metazoa; Hemichordata; Enteropneusta; Harrimaniidae
Molecular function (GO): protein binding
Source: RefSeq, a predicted model, not a curated record
AUGACUGUUAUCAUGAAUUCUCUUAUUGCUGAAGUGAAGAAAGGCAACAUCGAAGGUGUGGAGUCAAUAUUGAAGCACUCAGACAAUUGCAGUAUCGUUAACUUUCAAGACACCGACAGACGGGAGACCGCACUCUUCACUGCGUGUGCCCAGGGCUUUUUAGCUAUCGUGCAGUUGCUGAUCUCGUUUGGCGCUAAUCUUGGCUUAUACACGGUAUGGGGAGCUACACCUCUACACGCUGCAGCAGAAAAUGGCCACGAGCAGAUAGUACGAUUCUUGGUUCCAAUGGGUGCAUCGAUAAAUGCACAGACUCAUUAUGGCGAUUCACCUUUACACUUAGCAGCUUUUCGAGGACAUCUAGGUGUUGUACGAUAUCUGGUGGAAUGUGGUGCCAAUGUCACCUUGAAAAAUGUCAAAUGGAAAACUGCAACUGAAGAAGCUACACUAGCUAAUUAUGUCGAAAUAUCAACUUACUUGAGAAGUAAACAGGAUGAAUAUAAAAGUAGUACUAGAGUCCAUCCAGAAUUGAAUGAUGGUAAUAGUAUUCCAAAUUAUAAACUGCCAAGUGGUAGCUGCGGAUCACCUCGACCUUUGUCCAGUUACCUUCCCACAUCACAACCACCAAGACACCUUUCCACAUCCCAACCACCAAGACACCUUUCCACAUCCCAACCACCAAGACAUAUGGCAAUUAACAAUUUAUCUAAAGAUGAUGUUGAUGGACAUCGAAGUGCGAUAAUUUCUAACAUACCUAUUGCUGAUGGCAUAUCAAAUCGACGCCAACCUGUCGAAAGUCUUGACCCAUCUUGUCUUCCACCCCCAGGCCUACCGCCAUCUCUUAAUUCUGAUAGAACAGGAAAUGUGAACAUGGACCCUAUGUGUCAACAGCCACCACCUCCACAUAGUUUUAACGACAAGACUAAAGUAUUUCAUGAAUCGGAAACAACACUCUUGCAUCGCGUUGACGAAGAUUCUCGAGAUCACUUACAAGAAAACAUUACCACAGCGGUGUCUGAACUUCGAGCAACUAGACAAGAGCUAGAAAACUGUCAUAUUCUUUUGAAAAGUUCUAGGGACAGGGAAAUGAAAAUAUUGGAAGACGAACGUCGACUUCGUCAACGAGAAGUGGAAUUGGUUGAAAGUAUUUCAUACUUACAAUGGAGAUCAAGAAACCAACACAGAAAAUGA